UUGACCUCCAGUGGGCCUCUCCAUGCCCAGCCUCCUGCCUCCCAAAGGCCCGCACAGGCCAAGCCCCUGCCUAAUAGCGGACUCUCCAAGCACAGCUCUACCCUCACUGGGGCCUGCCCAGGCCAGAGCUCCUCCUGCCUUUCGGCACCUCCGACAGCCCAGCUCCUGCCUCACAGUGGCCUCUUUAGGCCCAGCUCAUUUGACACGGGUCAGGGCCUUUCCAGGCCCCGUCUUUGCCUUUUCACAGCCUCUCCAGGCCCAGAUCUUCCUCAGACCGGCUGUCCAGGCCCAGUCGCAGCCUCCCGGCCUCCUGUCCAGGCCCAGCUCCUCCUGCUCCCGACUGCGGCCGGAGGCCCAGCUCCUGCCUCACAGCAACCUCUUUGGACUCAGCUCCGGACCAACUCCUGCUCAGCGGCAUUUAGAAGCCUCAAAAGUCCUGAAGUCAGGCCCUCCAGGCCCGACUCGGGCCUCACUGUGGCGUCUCCGGGCUCGGCUCCUGCCCUCCGACGGCGUCUCCAGGCCCCAGACUUCCUCCGGCCGGCUUCUCUCGGCCCAGCUCGGGCAUACCGGCGUCCUCUACAGGCCCACGCUCUCCUCGAGUGGGCCUCUCCAGGGAUCGCUCCUGCUCCCGGCGGCCCCUGCAGGCCCAACUCGUCCUCCGGUCGGCCUCCGCCGGCCCAGCUCCUGCCUCUCGGCGGCCUCUCCAGCUGCCAGACUUCCUCAGGUCAGCCUCUCCAGGCCCAGCUCCUCCUGCCUGCCACUGGCCUCUUCAACCCCAGCCCCGCUCACACCUCUGGGCGGCCUUCCCGGGCCCCCCCCGCUCCUGCCUCCUAGUGGUCUCCUUAGGCCCAGCUCAUUCGACACGGCGAGGUCCUUUCCAGGCCCCAUCUUUGCCUCUUUGCAGCCUCUCCAGGCCCAGAUCUUCCUCAGACCGGCUCUCCAGGCCCAGUCGCGGCCUCCCGGCCUCCUGUCCAGGCCCAGCUGCUCCUGCUCCCGGCUGCGGCCGCAGGCCCAGCUCCUCCUGCGGCCCAGCUCCUGCCUGACAUCAACAUCUUUGGACUCGGCUCCGGUCCUACUCCUGCUCAGCGGCCUUUAGAGGCCUCAAAAGUCCUGAAGUCAGGCCCUCCAGUCCCAGCUCGGGCCUCACUGUGGCCUCUCCGGGCUCGGCUCCUGCCCUGCGACGGCAUCUCCAGGCCCCAGACUUCCUCUGUCCGGCUUCUCUCGGCCCAGUUCGGGCAUACCGGCAUCCUCUGCAGGC
Rhinopithecus roxellana (golden snub-nosed monkey) is the source of this 1258-nucleotide messenger RNA. RefSeq lists its product as uncharacterized. NCBI's taxonomy places the organism in Eukaryota, Metazoa, Chordata, Mammalia, Primates, Cercopithecidae. The record is from RefSeq and is a predicted model, not a curated record.